Molecule: messenger RNA, 2354 nt
Organism: Drosophila navojoa
Lineage: Eukaryota; Metazoa; Arthropoda; Insecta; Diptera; Drosophilidae
Gene: Tm1
Product: tropomyosin 1
Source: RefSeq, a predicted model, not a curated record
CAUUUCCAGUUACGUACUCACAAAUGCCAGUCGCAGAAUCGCGUCGUUUUAUCGUCUUCGUUUCUCCGUGUGUGUGUGUAGUUUCUGUGCAGCUUUCUGCAAUUAAAUAUUAAUAUUAAUAUUGUUUUAAUAUAUAAAAUUAUUAUUCAACUAUAAAUGUGUAUCAAGUGUGCUCGAAUCUAAUCGGCCCUUCACACAAAAUAAAAAAAAUACUACAGGCAGCAGAGCAGCAGCAGCAACGAAGCAAACCAGUAAAAGAAGAGAAAAGCAGUAGAAGAGAAAGAAGAAAAAAAAAAAACCGGUGGUUAGCGCAUACUCUUGUCUGUGUCGUCGCUUCGUUCGGUCGUUCGUUCUAUUACGUGCGUGUGUUGGUGUUUCACAGUUUAUAAAUUAAAUAUAUUCUGGUGCUGCCAUAUCGAAAGAAAUUUGUAUUUUGAAUAAAUACAAAAAAUAAGAGGCAAAAGCCAAUACAAGUGUGCUUCAGUGCCAACUGCCAAUCGCCGGUCAAAAAAGCGAUCCUCAUCUGCCACUGCCUGCCAACGCAAAGUCCAAUUGUAAACACUUACCACAAACACCCACAAGUCCAAAAAACAAGCACAAAAAUGACGACCAGCAUUCCACAAGGUACACUUUUGGAUGUACUCAAGAAGAAAAUGCGUCAGACCAAAGAAGAAAUGGAAAAGUAUAAAGAUGAAUGCGAGGAAUUUCACAAGAGACUACAACUUGAAGUUGUUCGACGUGAAGAAGCUGAAUCUGAGGUUGCCGCAUUGAACCGUCGCAUUCAACUGCUCGAAGAAGACUUGGAACGCUCUGAGGAGCGUCUGGGUUCCGCCACAGCCAAGCUGUCGGAAGCCUCUCAGGCCGCCGAUGAGAGCGAACGGAUACGAAAAGCGCUUGAAAAUCGCACAAAUAUGGAAGAUGACAAAGUAGCUCUAUUGGAGAACCAAUUAGCGCAAGCAAAAUUAAUUGCAGAAGAAGCUGAUAAGAAAUAUGAAGAGGUGGCCAGAAAAUUAGUGCUCAUGGAACAGGAUCUGGAACGUUCCGAGGAAAAAGUUGAGCUUAGCGAAAGCAAAAUUGUGGAGCUUGAGGAGGAGCUGCGCGUUGUGGGCAACAACUUGAAAUCCCUUGAGGUCUCUGAGGAGAAGGCCAACCAACGUGAGGAAGAGUACAAGAACCAAAUCAAGACCCUGAACACUCGUCUAAAGGAGGCUGAGGCACGCGCUGAAUUCGCUGAACGUUCUGUUCAGAAAUUGCAGAAGGAAGUCGACAGGCUCGAAGACGACCUAAUCGUUGAAAAAGAGCGCUACUGCCUCAUCGGCGACAGUCUCGACGAGGCGUUCCUGGACCUGAUCAAGGGCCUAGAGCCAUUCUGGACGCCGCGCAAUCCGAAACCACCCACACCCAAGCUGCCGACGCCCACGCCCGAAGAGCUGGCCGCCAUGGAGGAGGCCAGAGCUGCGGCAGAGGCGGAGGCCGCUGCUGCUGCAGCUGCAGCGGCGGCUGCGGCUGGCGAGGAGGGUGCCGAGGGAGCUGUUGUCACAGAGGCUGGUGUCCCAGUGGCAAAGGAGCCAACUCCACCACCAAAGGAACCUACUCCACCACCACCACCACCACCACCAUUCGAAUACUCGAUCGACUUGCCGCCAGAGGGCGCUGAAGUGCCGUUCGUUAAGAACUAUGAGCCACCACCACCCGGCUCUGAGCCAGAGCCAGCUCCAGAGGGUGAAGCCGCAGCACCACCAGCUGAGGGGGCUGCCCCACCGGCUGAGGGAGCUGCACCACCUGCUGAGGGCGCGGCCCCCGCAGCUGAGGGUGCGGCUCCACCGGCCGAGGGUGCUGCUCCACCAGCUGACGCUGCUGCACCACCAGCUGAAGGAGCUGCGCCAGCGGCCGAAGCACCAGCUGCCCCACCGGCAGAAGAGGCUGCACCGGCACCAGCUGCUGAAGCUGCUGCGCCAGCUGCCGAGGCCGCUGCACCAGCCGCUGAGGCCGAGGCGCCGCCAGCCUAAAUCAACGAAGCUCGCUAUCGUUAUCUUUACCGAUAGCGAUAACGAUAAAUGCCCCGCAAUUCGCUGCGCAAGACAUACAACCGCUACAAACUGCUGCCCUGCUUUUAUUUGUUUAUUAUUUGAUGCACAACAAAAACUGUUAUUCAUAUUAAUUAAAACAAUCUAAUCGAAGCAAAGCAAAAACAAAAGAAAACACGCUGCUUGGCUGAGUUUUGUUUUGAGCUCUUGUUGUUUGCCUGUUGCAUUUUAUUUUUGAUUUUGAAUUUAACAGCUAGCGACGCACUGCAUUACCGACCACAAACGCUGCCGCCGACAAGCAGUGCCACUGCCGUUACUUUUUAUUUA